UUAUGUGAAUCAAAUUCACAAUACAAAUUCUAAACGCCAAAUACUUUACUUGACCCAUGUGGUAUCCUCACUUUUACCAUUUUAGAAAUUUGAACUUCCAUGGCCCCAUUUGCAUAUGGUGUCCUCUCACUUUACUGAUUUGAAAUUUGAACUUCCCAUUGUAAAAUCAAAAGAAGGAAACUUGGAAGUGGAGAUACAAUGGCGGCGGUGAAACCAUUGCUGAUUUUGAUGACGAUCAUGGCGAUCGCUGCUACUGCAAAUGGCAGUAGCAACACCAACAGGGUUUAUCGACCCUGCUCUGACGCCAAGAUUCAGAGAUGGGACGGCUUCACCUUCGGCAUAGCAUUCGCCUCCAGGUCCUCCUUCUACUCCGACCAAGCCCAAACCCAAUCCCACCAGCUCUCCCCCUGCGACCGCCGCCUUGGCCUCGCCUCCGCUCACUCCCAGCUCGCUGUCUUCCGCCCCAAGGUCGACGAGAUCUCCCUCCUCACCAUCAACACCUCCAACUUCUUCCCUGAUUCUUAUGGUGGAUAUAUGGUGGCUUUUGCGGGCCAGAAAUAUGCUGCAAGGUCCCAACCUUCUUUUGUUGCAAACAGUACAUACAUUGUAACCAGCUUCACUCUGGUACUUGAGUUCCAAAAGGGCAGGCUUCAAAAUUUGUAUUGGAAGAGAGAUGGAUGUGCUUCUUGCUCCGGAAAUUCUAAUUUUGUCUGCCUCAAUAAGCAGGACUGUGCCAUUAGAACAUCAAGCUGUAAAAACAGAGGGGGUUUGGUUGACUGCAGUCUCGGUAUACAGCUAGCUUUCUCUGGCACUGACAAACAUGAUGUUGUGCUUAACUCGUGGUAUGAAGUCGAAAACCUACGGCAGUAUUCCCUCUAUGGUCUGUAUUCAAAUCUAAAGGAUUCUCUUACCAGCCAGUAUAAUAAGUUUUUCUAGUUCUUCAGCCUCUUGUUUGUGUUUGUGAUAAUAUGUAAAUCUGUGCACACCACAGGAUUGUUUUGAUUGUCAAAACAGUCGUUGAUUGCUCAAGAAAAAAAAAAGUAUGGGCCUUAGAGAUGAAGUUGAGCAGGACUGCUUGUGGUCCUUAUAGCAAAUGGCAACUGUAUUGCUUGCUGUUGAGCAUUAGAAAUCAUGUCUUUUCGUUUAGUAAAAAGUCGGUGGACAUAACAGUUUGCUUAUUUGCAUAGAGAAUGAAGUAAAUAGAAGAAGAUACCAGCUGCUUUGGUUGGUCUCGUUUGUAUUGCAGAAGGUUUGAAGGCUUUGAAUAAUAGAAUUUUGUAUUGCUUGCUGAGAA
Messenger RNA from Malania oleifera, 1294 nucleotides. RefSeq lists its product as uncharacterized. Gene Ontology annotation, biological process: protein histidyl modification to diphthamide; tRNA wobble uridine modification. The transcript has 3 exons. Gene Ontology annotation, cellular component: nucleus; cytosol. Gene Ontology annotation, molecular function: metal ion binding. NCBI's taxonomy places the organism in Eukaryota, Viridiplantae, Streptophyta, Magnoliopsida, Santalales, Ximeniaceae. The coding region runs from base 199 to 936 and encodes 245 amino acids. The record is from RefSeq and is a predicted model, not a curated record.